CUUUAGUGUCUUCUUUGGAAUUUGUGAUGUGUAUAUACGUUUCAUGUAUCACUUCUCUCGGGCCAGUCGAGCAAAAGAGAUGCACUGAAGCCUUUCUAAUUCCGAUUUUUAUGGGUAAUAGGGGUCAAUGGCAAAGCCGGGUCUAGGAAGUCCACCUUGAUGAAAUAUAUUUUCAGACACAGCAAGACUUUGCUGCUCUUGAGAGAUUGGGCGGGAACCUCGGAGCUCUGUACAGCUGGAUUUUUCUUCUGGAACAGUGGCUUGAGCCUGCAGUGCUCUCAGAACGGACUUUUUCGCUCGCUGCUUUACGAAAUUCUCUGCAAAUACCAAGAACUCAUUCCUGCCGUGUUACCAGCACAAUGGGGUGUCAGGUACACUUCCAAGUGCCAAGCUCGUCACUGUCCGCCUGAAUCUUGGGAGCUAUCGACCUUACAAAAAGCAUUCACCAGUCUCAUCUCGCAAACAAAAGUGGAUUUGAAGCUCUGCCUUUUUAUUGACGGACUCGACGAGUAUAAAGGCAACGAAGAUGAUAUCGCUGCUCUCUUUGGUGAAGCAUCGACGUCUGAAAAUGUGAAGAUCUGUUACUCUAGCCGACCGCACUUAGCUUUUGUUGAAGCUUUUGAAACUCGGCCACGAUUGAGACUCCAAGAUUUGACAUUUCCUGACAUUCGACGAUAUAUCCAUGACAGGUUAGAGACAAAUAUCAGGAUGCAGCAACUUAGUCAAGCCGAGCCCGAAGCUACCAAAAAACUCAUCGAGGAGAUUGGAAAUGCUGCAAAUGGCGUGUUUCUUUGGGUGACUCUUGUCGUCACCUCUCUACUUCGGGGGCUAAGCAAACACGACAACAUACGAUAUCUUCAAAUGCGACUGCGAGGAUUGCCCGAGGAAUUAGACAAUCUCUAUCAUCACAUGGUUUACGAAGUCGAUAAUAUCUACCAACAAGAGGCUGCUAAAAUGUUUCAACUCGUCGAUACUAAUUUUCAGACUCGGGAAAAUCGACACCCAUCUCCUUUUCGCGAAAAGCAAGAUCUCACCGUUUUGUUCCUUUCCUUCGCUUCAGAGAGAGACACCAAUCUUGCCUUCGAGGCUGAACUUGGGUUCAUGACCUUCCAGCAGGUUAUGGACCGCUGUAAAGAUAUGGAGAGGCGUCUCGGGACACGAUGUGGAGGUCUGCUCGAGGUACAAUACAGACACGACUAUGACAAUCAUGAUCUCUCUUAUGAGGCAGGCCUAUAUGUGUCUCCUAAUAUGACUAUCACAUACCUACACCGAACAGUCAAAGACUUUCUGGAACUCCCAGAGACUCGCCGACUACUGGCAGACAGAGCAAGCGGUCCACAGACGAAUACUUUUAACACAAUCCAUGCAUUCUUCAGGGC
Molecule: messenger RNA, 1379 nt
Organism: Mollisia scopiformis
Lineage: Eukaryota; Fungi; Ascomycota; Leotiomycetes; Helotiales; Mollisiaceae
Exons: 2
Source: RefSeq, a predicted model, not a curated record